Molecule: messenger RNA, 1257 nt
Organism: Hylaeus anthracinus
Lineage: Eukaryota; Metazoa; Arthropoda; Insecta; Hymenoptera; Colletidae
Gene: Bug22
Product: cilia- and flagella-associated protein 20
Exons: 2
Coding region: 339-920 (193 amino acids)
Biological process (GO): positive regulation of cell motility; cilium assembly; regulation of cilium beat frequency involved in ciliary motility
Cellular component (GO): ciliary basal body; motile cilium
Source: RefSeq, a predicted model, not a curated record
UAGCAACAUUGAUCAAACACAAAUUUUUAUAGGUUAUGCUCAUUGAUAAUGUUAUUUAGAGACUAAAAUUCCUUAAUGAAAAUGUUAAUUUGAAAUAGAAAUGUUUUUUGUUUAUUGGACAAUGUCAUGCAUGUUAAUUUACGGUUUCGAGAAGAGAAUGAUUUGAGAUAUGUAACAUUUCAGUGGAUGUCAGUGUUAUAAAAAUGAAUGGAGGUUAAGUUGUCAACACCGAGAAGUAUACGAAAUUUCUUAAAUUCUUCAAGCGCAUGUUUUCAAUAAUAAUAAGUUGUUGGAGGAAAAUUAAAUAAAAUUUAGGGAGAAAUCGUAAACAAGAGAACAUGUUUAAGAAUACUUUUCAAAGUGGAUUUCUAUCGAUCUUAUAUAGUAUCGGUAGUAAGCCUUUGCAGAUUUGGGAUAAAAAAGUACGGAACGGACAUAUAAAACGAAUUACGGAUAACGAUAUACAAAGUUUAGUAUUGGAAAUAUUGGGUAGUAACGUUAGUACUACAUAUAUCACAUGUCCAGCAGACCCCAGAAAAACGUUGGGUAUAAAAUUGCCAUUUCUGGUGAUGAUUAUUAAGAAUUUAAAAAAAUACUUCACGUUUGAAGUCCAGGUAAUUGAUGACAAGAAUGUUCGGCGUAGAUUUCGAGCUAGUAAUUAUCAAUCUACAACUAGAGUGAAACCAUUUAUUUGUACAAUGCCAAUGAGAUUGGACGAUGGAUGGAAUCAAAUUCAAUUUAACUUAGCUGAUUUUACUAGACGUGCAUAUGGAACAAAUUAUGUGGAAACGUUAAGAGUUCAGAUUCAUGCAAAUUGUAGAAUACGAAGAGUAUAUUUUUCUGAUAGAUUAUAUUCCGAAGACGAAUUACCCGCAGAAUUUAAGUUAUUCUUGCCAAUUCAGAAUAAAGCAAAAUGUUAAAUUAGCUGAAAUUUAAUAAUACUUUACAAGAUUUUUAAACAUAAAGUAAUAAUCCAUUAUUAAUCAUAAAUUAAUCGAUUUUGUGAUACUGAUUUUCAUUUAACAUUUAUUUAAUAAAUAUAUCAUUUUUACUUUGACAAAUCUUUUUUUGCAUGUCACGAUACUAAUAGUAACACGACAAUGUUUGAGAAAAAAUGAUACUGCAUUAAUGUAUAUAUUACAUGAAAUACAUAAAAAUGAUUCCUUUCAUAGUUGUAUGCAAUUUAUAUUUACUUAAUUGUUUGUGAGCUUAACUUCUGUAUUCUGAGUAAAAUAAACCUAAUAUGUAUUAAUUAAU